CCAAACUCCCAGAAAAAAAAGAGCGCACAGCAUCUUCCUUCUCUGUCCAACUCCUAAUGGGGAAAAAGUAUAGUUUAGGGGUUUCGAUGAAACUUUGAAAGGACUGUAGAGAAAUUGCUUUCUGUGUAAAGUUGAUUUCAUUUUCUUUAUAUAAUUGAGCACAAACACAGUGUGGAGUUUUUGGAGAGGUGAAGGAAGAUGCCAAGGCCAGGUCCCAGACCAUAUGAGUGUGUGAGAAGAGCUUGGCACAGUCAUAGGCACCAACCCAUGAGAGGUUUAAUUAUUAGUCAGAUUUUCAGGCUUGUGCACGAGAACCACUGCCUAGCAACUAAGAAGAAUAAAGAAUGGCAGGAGAAGCUUCCUGUUGUGGUGUUGAAAGCUGAGGAAAUCAUGUACUCCAAAGCUAAUUCUGAGGCUGAGUAUUCGGAUCUUGAAAGUCUAUGGGAUCGGGUUAACGAUGCCAUUGAUACAAUUAUAAGGAAAGAUGAGAGUACAGAAACGGGGGAGCUUCUUCCUCCUUGUGUUGAAGCUGCACUUAAUUUGGGGUGCGUGGCGGUUAGGGCACCUAGAAGCCAAAUGCAAAACAAUCCAAGAACAUACCUCAAACCGCCGGUUCAAGAAUCCUGUGAUGCAUCGCCUAAAGUUUUAGAUGAUCAUACCGGUGAACGGCUAUUCAAUAUAUGGCCUUUGCAUUCUGCCAAUAUUUCACCAUUGAAGAAAUUCUCAACUGCAGAGUCACCCGAUUUAGUUUUGCAGUGUGGUGGAUGUGUAACACCAAAUAUUAACAAUCCCAUUGCUCUUUCAUGCGAGAAACUCCCAUCUCCCGCCAAUAACCAGAUCCCGCUAGCUGACUCUAGCACACUAUCGAAUUUUGGCUCAGUGUAUCCCUUGUACUAUGGUACCAUGUUUCAACCUGAAGUCUCAAGUCCGGUCUUACGAGAACCUCACAAAUCCAAUCCCAUAAUUGUUGGUGUGCCAGUAUGCUCAUCUGUAGCUGAGACUGCUGAAGUUGGGCGCUUGCAGAAUAUGUUUCCCUGUGAUGCAGACAAAUAUGUAACAAAUGGAAGCUCCCAAGCAAAUUCUGGGGACAACAAUUGGAUGGAACCUCAGACGGGGUGUGACUUGUCCUUGAGGUUGGGUUUAUCUUCUGAGUCAAGCUUGAACACGGGAAAGCGUUCUGAUCAUGGAACCAAUAAUGGUCGGGGAGUUUCUCAAGAUGGAGGGAAGCCUAGAGACAAGGAGUUUCCUUUCUUUCCUUCGGAGUCCAGUAACGAUCUCUCCAGUUUAAGUUCAAAUAAAUGGAAUUCAGAGGGGGGAGGUCAAAACGUGGAAGAUGUUGCUAGAAAGCGUAAAAUUUCGCUUAUUGCCAAUGAGCAAAGUUUCUUGUCUCGGGACCCAAAUUCUAACUGUUUUGCUGGUCAAAUGAAAAGACCAGUAGAACUUCAGCUUCUAGGAAAUCAAAGGAAGAAGAAUCUACUAACUUUUCGGCAUCUCAGCUACCAAGACGGCCCUGCAUCAUAAAGGAUUGACAGAAUUUAUUUUUGCAACUCAACAAAGAGAAGGGAAGAGGACGGUGAGAAUCGUCAUUAAGGCUCUGGUUUUAAGAGUCGGAGCUGAUGCUCCGGUGCUUAUAGUCACUGUCUGUCCCAUGCUGCAGUGGUUGGUGAUGAUGCAAAUGACGUACAACUCGGUGGCAUUGACAAUGAAGCUUGAGGGGCUGGUUGUUAGGACUGGACUAAGAGCAUUUGUUGAACUGCAGGCAUCAUAGUUUUGUUUGGUCACUUGGACCACAUUAUGCGUGCCAUUCCAGAGGAAAAAUGAUUAGCAAGGAAAAUUUUGAAAAAUAUCUGCCUUUAUAUAAGCACUAACAAAUUAGAAGAACGAAAUGGAUCAACAUGUAGGUAGAGAGCUUGAAACCAUUAUGUAUUUGGUUGAAGAUUUUCACCAUUUUGUUGGUUAUUUAAUUCUUUUUUCUUCGUCAA
Messenger RNA from Olea europaea var. sylvestris, 1982 nucleotides. RefSeq lists its product as uncharacterized. The record is from RefSeq and is a predicted model, not a curated record. The transcript has 6 exons. The coding region runs from base 199 to 1521 and encodes 440 amino acids. Gene Ontology annotation, biological process: regulation of DNA-templated transcription. Lineage: Eukaryota; Viridiplantae; Streptophyta; Magnoliopsida; Lamiales; Oleaceae. Gene Ontology annotation, molecular function: transcription coregulator activity.